Molecule: messenger RNA, 5103 nt
Organism: Peronospora farinosa
Lineage: Eukaryota; Oomycota; Peronosporomycetes; Peronosporales; Peronosporaceae
Source: the annotation of a GenBank genome assembly
AUGAAGACGUGCAUUCCAGAGAGAUCUUAUGUUGGAGUACAAAACAAUGGACGUGUACCCGUGACAUUGGAUCGAGCUGACUUUACACAUGAAGGAUUCUCUCUGGCCAAUGAUGUACGAGGGAUUCGACUGAAUCCAGGUGAUCGAUUCAAUGUAGAAUUUGUGUUUCUACCCAGUCAAGUGGAAUUUAAUGGAGUAAAUGCUCAUUUGAGAAUUUUAACGACAUCGGGACUAUUUUCAUUACCUAUUAGUAGCUCCGAGGUAGCUCCUAAUCGAUAUGGUGUAAAUGCCGUCCGUGCAUCGAUUCCAGCUGGAAAAUACUUUGAACAAUUACUGGAGUUUACGAAUCCGUCGACUUCUAUGAUUCGAAUCUCGGAAAUUUAUGCAUCAAGCAGCUUUGUUGAUCUAAAACUAGGUAAUGAUAGUGACUGGAUCUUUGGUCCACGAUGGCCAAGAGAAGGUGAUGAAGAGGAGUAUCUUACUAGCGAAAUUCCUGGACAAUAUGAUAAAGCGUUUGAUUAUUCUAGGAGAGCUGGUCGUGGCGCAUGGGACAUGCCUGCUGGAACAACCAGCCCGCUUAUAUCAGUGUCAGUGCAAUCGCAUGCAAUUGGUGUACAUUUAUUGUAUCUUCACAUUGCCACCAAUGAUAAACUCUUGAUGUUGGUGCCUGUGCGCAUCGCUAUUUUGAAACCUGGAAUACAUAUUGAGCCGGAGGCGGUGGACCUGGGGGUACUGACUGAUUCGUAUGAAGACGAAGCUCGUGAGCUGUUUUUUUCGUUGUAUAAUGCUGGUUCGACUCCGAUUGAAAUAUUGGAGAUUAAAGUCCUGGAAAGCAAAUUGGUCGUCGCAGCGCAACUACGAGGACCGGCAGUUAUUUUAGCGCAAACCCGAGCAUAUCAUACACUUGUAGUGCAAGUUCGUGUCAAUAGAGAUAUCAUUGGUGGUAGCUGCAUUGCGUCACUGCUUUUAAAGACAAAUGCAUCGAGCCCGGAGUUGAGGAACCGGAAACUGCGACUGUAUGGCCAGGUCGUGAAAGGCCAUUUAGCCUUUCAGCUAAACCAGACAUUUGUGGGGGUCGUGGUGCCCCUCAAACGUGUGUUCAGUGAAGAUGAAAAGGCUGCUGAUAUCAUAGAAGAAAAGGAAUCUGAGGGAAUCGCGAAAGUUGAAGAAACACUAGCUGCCGACCUCGUGUCAAUUGCUAGUGUAAAGAAUUCGAUGGCAGUUCUAGUUGGUACUAAUCAAGUUAGAACGCUUCGUUUGUGGAAUCGAUUUGAUUGCCCAGUGGAAGUACAACGAGUAUGGGUGGAUGACGUGCUGCCCGAUAACGAUAUUCUCCAGGAAGUGAUUGUACACGAAUUCCAGCAGGUCAUUGUUCCUGUUGGGGAAAGUUUACCGACAAUAUCACUGCAGAUCACACCAACAUUUCAAAACCAAGAUAAACUGGCUACGUCACGAUCCUAUUCGUUAAUGGUUGAGACAAAUGGAACGCUCGAUCGAAUUCCGAUUUACGUGUAUAAUGGUUUUUUAACUUUGAGUUCUACAAGAGGGCUCCACAGUUACCUCGUUUCCGGCUACUACAUCGAUUUACACACUGAUCGACGAGAGUCGACGGGGGAAUGUUUGUUGAUGCCAAGAGAUGGCGUAGUGCCAGCGACACCUCGCAUAGACGGUGAAAAAGCUUUAACAGAUACGAACGCUGUCCAUAUAUGUCGGUCGCUGCUGUUUGAUUUGGAUAAGGUCGCAUCACAUAAGGCUUGUAUGGAGAUGGUGGAAGUAACAAAUGAAAAUCCGGUGCCACUGACACUUUCAAUAAUGAAAGUUUCCAAGAAUGAGACGGUGGAUGUGUCAAUUGCAGCCGAAAUAUCUAAUGCUGAAUUAUUCUCACAUUUUCCGCAUAACGCUGGAGCAGGUGAUAAAUGGAACAACAUCAUCAAUUUUGUAUCAGCCGGGGAUAGUUUUGUUCUCCAGCCUGGCUACCGAGUAGUAUUUCAUAUCAAAAUAAAGGCGAAGGAUACAUUUGGAGAAAUUACGGUUCCAGUCAUGUCGCUGACAACAGAGUCGGAAGUUUUUCAUCUCUAUGCACGUUUCGUGAGUGUUCGAGGCACCAUUGAACCGGUUACGCCAGUAAUUGUUUUACCAGCGAUGUUCCCUGGUCGCAUAGAAAGAAUUCAACUACAGUAUCGUAAUACUUUCGACCAUUUGGUGACGGCAUUGAAGGCCACUGUCAGCAGUUCAAAGCUUCAGCUCUUGCCAAUGAGAGAAACCAUGGCGCCUAGAACGGUUGAAAGUGUUUUGAAUCUGAUCUUUUACCCAUGGGAGGACUCUGCCUGCGUAGGUAUGUUGUACUUUGCGGAUUGUUUGCUUCCGUUGGCAGAUCCUAUUGCAGAACACAAAUGUUAUCAGCUUUCGGACUAUGGAGAGUUUGUGAAUAAGUACGACUUGGAUGCUCUACGCCGUCGGGAUGCGUUUUGGCUCGAAAGAGCGGCAACCGGGAUCCAUUUGACCAGCGAAGCCCAGGUCCGUCUACAUACUGAUAUAAUGGAUGAUGUCGCUGAAGUCACCAUUAAGGCUCUCCUUCAGCGUCCUAUGGUGACUGCACCCUCAGGAAUGGCAUUGGAUCCCAAUAAUGAAUCUCUGACGGUAUUUGGACGCAAGGAAUUUCCGCUCACGGGACUUUUUGAGAUGAAUCACAUUUUUGUGCAUGUGCGGAACCCAAGCAACUUUUCAAUAAUGAUGGAAUUGGCCAUUGCAGAAGCCGACGACGAUCUCUUUUACUUUUGUGGCGAAGAGUCGCGGCACACACUCCAAGAAGCUGAUAGUGGCGUGAAGUACGACGACCCAGAAAUGUGUUUGGAAGAGUGGAAGACAGUGGCCGCAUAUGCAGCAGCUCGACACGAAAGUCGACAAAAGAUCGAUGUGCCUCCAUUUUACUACCAGAAAAAGAUCAUCAAGGUCUAUGCUGGAGAGGAGAUACAACUCGGGCCUAUUUACUACCUGCCCUCGAAGGUUCAAGAAGUAAGCACAAGAGUGUUUGUGCGCAAUGAUCUCACGCACAUCGAGCCUGUGUCAUUGUUUGCACAAAGUGGCAAAGGAACAUUAAACAUAUUGAUGGACGGUACAAGUGACCGCAAGUCUACGCCGUCCUAUUACACAGCUGGAGAGUCUGCUGCUGUGAGUGAGGACAAAAAACCUACACAGCGAAGCGCGCCGGUCGAACUUGAUGGAAUCCUGAGUUUUUCUUUAACUUCGGAUGAUUCAUUAACAAAUUUUACACAGGUCGCUGAGAUUGUGCUGUCUAAUACGGGCCGGUAUGGAUUAACUAUACGUAGUGUGGCGGUGGAACGAGACGAACAUGUUUUGAUGGAGUCGACAUGGACAUCAGAAUCAUCACCAAAUAGUGAUUUUGUUGUAACAUCGGACGAUUUCACUUGCGGCAGGGACGAUUCCAAAAGAAUACCAAAAGUGCUUGCUCCUGGCGAAGCUGCAAAGUUCCAGGUGUCCUACUAUGCUAGUUGCUUCACAGCCGUAUCGUCAAGUUGGCUGAUCAUCGAUACGAGCGAUAGCGUGAAGGAUAUACGGCUCGAAGGCACGAUUAGCACCGAUGCUGCCUUCACAUGCUUGCGUUCUCGGACGCCGCGUUCGUCGCAAUAUACCUUUGUCGCAGUAUGGAUGGUAGCAGUAGUGAUUGCUGUGAUUUCUAUAUUGUACACGGUAUUCCUUCUGACUCGCGACGCAUGGACUUCCGAGCUUGAACUUGUGGGUAAAAAACAAUCAGAGCAAUUUGAUGUACAUUCUGAAAACACCGACACAAACGUGGUUGAAGUGACAGCUAUCGAAAAUCAUGAGGAAUCGUCAACGACCGCCUUGGAUAACAAGAGCAGUGCGUUUCCAUAUCAGAGUCUUGCAUCAAUCAAUCGUAUCUUGGCGGAUAUGGAGCAAGUAUCUCUUGCUCCACCAGCUUGUGUGGUAAUGCCUGCAGUAGCAGAACUAUUGGAACGUCGGCGCAAGGAAUUGCACUCUACUGUGUGCAAUCGGUCCCCCCAAAAUGACCAGCUGAGUAAGAACGAUGAAGCAGGAAACGAUAAGCAGAAUGGAAAACCCACAGCAUUGACUGCGAAGGCAAAAGCGAGCACUAACAAAAAAGUCGUGCGUUCACGCGACCAAGUUCCAGCGUCCGACGAGGCGUCUACAGCGAGAAUGGCGAGUUUGCGGGACGCUCAAAAUAAAGUUUUGAAGGAGGCUGGCAGAACGGAUAUGCUCCCAGCAACGAACGCAACCCGACUUGUACCCACUCCAGACCAACAUUUCAAAUGCAGCAGCAAGAAAAGUGACAAGUCAUGGUCGGAGAAGCCAACAAAAGGAUUUUGCAGCUCGGUUUCAUCUUCACGCUCGGCUAUCGGUCAACACGAUACUGAGCAGUCGAGCCGAAUGGCAAAGCUCUCGAAUUUUUCGAUGGAUUUCUCAGGCAGUUCACAACAUGGUAGUGUGCGAUCUGCACCUGUCACUUCACCGCCGCCUAAGAAAGAGGAAACUCCAUUUGAAGCUUUCAAGUCUUUGUCUAAACGAUGGCGUACUGUAACCGAGCAAGAUGACUUGAACGAUCAUUCACGACCAGCAUUGUCAGGAAAGUUUCCGGGUUUGGAAGAAUGGCACGACACAUUGUCGUUCAACACGUUUGCUCACAAUUUGAGAGGUCCAACGGCUGGUAGAAACGGCCAUGAUGAUACUCGAGCAAGACUCUAUCAGGAUGGAUUUUCAGUGUCAUCGAUUCCUUUGCCAGUGGAAGCAAAACCACGAACGAUUACUACAAAAGCCUCACCAAGAAAAGCCCCUCCAGGAUUUACAUCUGCGGAUGCCAGACCAGUUGAGGCCCGAGCAGCUUUUGAGCGUUUUCGACCCAGUGGUGCACCAGCCUCUUCCGUCCCAAGUACAAACAAUGAAUUCACUGGCGGUUCACUGUUUGCAAACAAUUUGCCAUUGUUUGGGCCUGCAUUGCCAGCAAAAAAUGAGCAUAAAUCUCCAGUUGGAAGUGCUGGUUGCAUUGGCAGUGGACGUUCAAAAGUGUUUCGUCAUUUGGACGGUUCGCAAGAUUCGACCAAAUAG